AUGAGCAGCCACAACAGCUCGGGGCCCCUCACCCUGGGCCCGCCGGGCCAGCUCCUCCUGCAGCCGCUCUGGGACCAGGUGCGCGCCCGGGCCGCGCUGGCGCAGUCGCCGCCGUUCGCGGUCCUCUUCUCCAUCACCGCCUACCUGGGCUGCUGCCUGCCCUUCGUGCUGCUGGACCUGCUGUGCCCCCGCGUGAGCGCGCUGCGGCGCUACAAGGUGCACCCGGACUGCGGGCCGUCGGCGCGCCAGCUGCUGGGCUGCCUGGGCCGGACCGUGUGCCAGCAUGCCGCCCUGCUGCUGCCCGCCUCGCUGCUGCACUGCGCCCGCGGCCCGGUGCCCUGGCCCCGUGAGGCCCCCGAGCUGCCGCAGCUGGUGCGCCACGUGCUGGGCUGCCUGCUGCUCUUCGACGCCGAGGUCUUCGCCUGGCACGUGCUGCACCACAGGGUGCCCUGGCUGUACCGCACCUUCCACAAGCUGCACCACCAGCACGCGGCCUCUUUUGCGCUGGCCACGCAGUAUAUGGGCGCCUGGGAGCUGCUCUCCCUGGGCUUCUUCCACGUGCUGAACGUGGCGCUGCUGCAGUGCCACCCGCUGAGCGUGCUGGCCUUCCACCUGCUCAACAUCUGGCUGUCGGUGGAGGACCACUCGGGCUACGACUUCCCUUGGUCCACGCACAGGCUGGUGCCCUUCGGCUGGUACGGCGGCGUGGCCCACCACGACCUGCACCACUCGCAGUUUAACUGCAACUUCGCCCCCUACUUCACACACUGGGACAGAAUCCUGGGGACCCUGCGGUCCGCUCCAGCCAAGUGACCCGCGCCCUCCCGGUGCUCGACGGCCGGGGCACUUCACGCUCCAGUGGGGAGAAAUAUGCCCGGGCUGCUCUGUUCUGUGUUGGUUUUUUUGUAAGUAAUUUAUUGCCUGAUGGAGAUUUAUGGGUGAAAUCCGAGGUGUUUUCACCAUCUGGUGAAGUGAUUUAUAUCAUCCUUGUCUAUGACAGUUGUAUUCUUGGACUGAAAUUCUAGCUCGCUUCCAUAGCCUUGAUUCCUGGGUAUGUUAGACACUCAUCACCGGCAUAUUUAAAUCAUCUCACAAAGGACUCGAUUGUAGGACAAGGACUUGGCUGUGCUCGCACGUGCCACAGAAAGAGGUGAAAAUGACAUAUUUUUAUGGAGAAUAGGAUCUCUGACUCUAUUAGCAAUGAAAUAUGUUCCUGCUGGACAGUGAUCGCAAUUGUUGUAACUCUAGUAUUUUUUCAUAUGACUGUAUAUUUAUAUUGAAAGAAUUAUUAUUUGUACUUUAAAAAAGAAAAGAAAAACCAGAUCAUA
Molecule: messenger RNA, 1328 nt
Organism: Nyctereutes procyonoides (raccoon dog)
Lineage: Eukaryota; Metazoa; Chordata; Mammalia; Carnivora; Canidae
Gene: CH25H
Product: cholesterol 25-hydroxylase
Exons: 1
Coding region: 1-813 (270 amino acids)
Biological process (GO): sterol biosynthetic process; cholesterol metabolic process
Molecular function (GO): iron ion binding; C-4 methylsterol oxidase activity; steroid hydroxylase activity
Source: RefSeq, a predicted model, not a curated record